Spirometra erinaceieuropaei is the source of this 2398-nucleotide messenger RNA. The record is from the annotation of a GenBank genome assembly. Lineage: Eukaryota; Metazoa; Platyhelminthes; Cestoda; Diphyllobothriidea; Diphyllobothriidae.
AUGCGGCGAAAGUUUACUAUCACUAUAAACCAACUCACGCGCAAGUCACCUUCCUUCCUCUCACCGUGUGGCGCACACGGUUGGCAUCGACGGCGUGUGUGUGUAUGGAACGUUCACCCCAAGGAAGAGCAACGGGACUCGGGCGUUGCCUUUACCAUCCGGAACGACAUCUUGAGACGCCUGCCCUGUCUGCCGCAGGGCAUCAAGGACCGCUUGAUGGGUCUCCACCUGCCUCUUCGGGGAGACAAAUUCUCCGCCAUCAACAGCGUCUACCCUCCGCCGAUAACCAGCCCCGGCGCCUCAAAGGACAAAUUCUACGAAGAUCUGCAUACCCUCCUGACGAGCUUGCCGAAGACGGAUAAGUUGAUUGUCCUUGGCGACUUCAACGCCCACGUCAGCGCAGACCAUGCUGCCUUGAGAGGAGUACUGGGUCUCCAUGAUCUCGACGGCCCCAAUGACAAUGGCCUGCUCCUCCUACGAACCUGCGCAGAACACCGGCUCAUCCUGACCAGCUUCCUCUUUCUGCCUUCCCAUGCGAGAUACGAUCACCUGGAUACACCCUCGGUUGCGACAGUGGCACCUGCUGGACUAUGUCCUCGUCCGGAGGCGAGACCGGUAGAACGUGCUGGUGACAAAGGCGAUUUCGGCACCGCCAGGUGAAUAGACCAUUGUCCCGUCAUUUCCGAGAUGCGGAUACGCCUGCAGCCUCGCAGGAGACUUCAAGGUAAGCGACCACCAGGGAAGCUGAAUACUGCUUUGCUGUCCUUGCCUGCUCACCAUCUCCAUUUCAGCAACCAGCUAGCCCAACGGCUAGACAACCUUCAAGUCACUGCUGCCGUCGUUGACGAGAACGCCUCCGUGGGGGACCGGUGAUGUCAACUGUGGAACACAGUCGAGGCGACCGCAUUGGUCGUUUUCGGUCACGCUCAACGCAAACACCAGAGCUGGUUCUAUGACAACGACGCCGCCAUCAGCAACCCGAUCGCCAAGAAGAGCCGCCUGCACAAACCCUACGUCGACCGCUCCACCGAAAUAAGGAGCUGCUUUUUACCGUAGUCGUCGUCUUAUGCAUCAGUGGCUCCGAGAGAUGUAGGAUACCUCGACGCUUCGUAAGGCCGAGGAGAUCCAAGUGUAUGCCGACCGCAAAGAAUGGAAGAACUUCUCCGCGAUCAAAGCUGUCUACGGUCCACCAACCAAAGAUACUGCACCUCUUCUCAGCGCUGAUAGCAGAAUCCUACUCACUGGAAGACACAAAUCCUACAGCGAUGGACCCAAUACUUCCGAGGCAUCAUUAACCGCCCUUCCACCAUCUCCGUCUCUGCCGUCGCCAAUCUGCCUUACGUGGCGACAAACGCCGACCUUGACCUCCCGCCCUCUCUGCACGAAACAAUCAGGGCCGUGCAGCACAUCUGCAGUGAGAAAGCACCCGGAUAGGACGCGAUCCCUGCCGAGAUCUACAAGCGCGAUGACUCCCAAGUCAUGGAUCAUCUGACGCCGCUAUUUCAGGAGAUGUGGUGUCAAGGGGAAAUUCCGCAGACUUUCAAGGAUGCCACAGUAAUCUACCUCUGUAAGCGGAAAGGAAACCACCACUUAUGCGACAACCAUCAAGGCAUCUCCUUGCUGUACAUCACCGGGAAGAUCUUUGUUAGCAUUCUCCUCAACCGCCUGACCAACCACCUGAAACAAGGUCUUUUGCCGGAAAGCCAAUGCGGCCUCCGUCGUCAGCGUGGGACCAGAGACAUGAUCUUCGCCGACCACCAACUGCAGGAGACGUCCCAGGAGAUGCGGAUCUGACGAAAGCCUUCGACACGGUGAAUCGCGAAGUACUGCGGAAAUCAUGUGGAAAUUUGGCUGUCCAGAACGAUUCAUUCAGAUGGUGCGUCAGCUCCGCGAGGGCUUGAUGGCGCGCGUCACGGACAAUGGAGCUGCCUUGGACGCAAGCGCAGUUUCCAACGGAGUGAAGGAGGGCUGCGUCCUCGGGCCCACCAUCUUCAGUCUUAUGUUGUCUGCCAUGCUGAUGAAUGACUACCGUGACGAAUGCCCCAGGACCCGCAUCACCUACAGGAUGGACGGCUACCUCCUCAAUCGUCGACGGAUGCACUUCCAGUCUCGUGCAUCCACAACUACCGUCCAUGAACUCCCCUUCGCCGACAACUGCGCUCUCAAAACCACCUCCGAAAGGGAAAUCCAAAGGAGCAUGUAUCUCUUCCUUCGCCUGCAACAACUUCGUUCUGAUCAUCAACACGGAGAAGACUGUGGUCAUGCACUGAUCGCCAACCAACACAGCCCCUUCCCUCAAUGUGCCGCAAAUCAGCGUGAACGGAACCCAACUGCAGGUGGUAGACAACUUCAUGCAUUUGGACAGCACCCUCUCCCGCCGCACAAAAAUCGACGAUAA